Cantharellus anzutake is the source of this 1359-nucleotide messenger RNA. RefSeq lists its product as uncharacterized. The transcript is spliced from 4 exons. The coding region runs from base 142 to 1179 and encodes 345 amino acids. The record is from RefSeq and is a predicted model, not a curated record. NCBI's taxonomy places the organism in Eukaryota, Fungi, Basidiomycota, Agaricomycetes, Cantharellales, Hydnaceae.
CACAUGCAAUUUCAAAUGCUCCACGUUCUCACAAGCACGUGAGCUGCCCCAUAGAUUCAGAAGAUUCAAGGAACCUGGGUGUUAGGCUGAAGCAGCCUCUACCGGGGUGUCAACUCACGCGACAACUUUUGUCGUGAAGGGAUGCUCAGGUCUUUUCUUACCCUGUCUCUUCUAUCCUCCUUUUGGUUACCAUGCCAUGGGUAUUUCAGCCAGGGAUGGCAGCCGGGCCAACCAGUGACCAAGUUCUUGGCCCCCACCUCCACCACCACCGCGGAAAGCGCGUUUCCGACCGACCCAGGAACUGCGCCCGUGAAAUCUCAUAGCUGGAAGGAUUUCAAGUUGGGUUUGGAAGACAUGCUGACAUCUGGGCCCGUGUCAUCGGUGCUCAUGCGCUUCGGGUUCAACAUCUCCGAAAAACUCGCCCUCGCUCGAGAAGGCGUGCCCCCUCGAUUUGCACGUGAGAUACCCCUAAUAACGGAUAGCAACUAUGAAGACAUGAUCCACAAUGAGGACUUUACGUCACUGGAGGAGGAAAAGAAUCGCGUGUGGGCUAUUCUUGUUUCUGUGGGUAGCCAAGAUCCUGUCUCCCAUUUCUUCGACCAAACGUUCGAUGGUGCGCACAAUCUCACCGUUCAAGUCGGGGAUGCGGACCAUAUUCGUUGGGGGCGCGUCGAUUACUUGGACGUCACUGACAUUACAACUCGAUGGGUCAUUUGGAGGGCACCAGUCCUAGUCAUUGCGACCGACCGCGGCUUGACGCUCCGAUUCUUCAAAAUCGGAGCGCUUUCGCGGAUGAAAAGCCCAGAAGAAAUGCGCCACUUUGUCAUCAGUCGUGAAUGGGAACAAACUACCCCCUGGUCAGGACCAUGGAGCCCCCGAGGAAGUCGUGCUGGGUUCCUUGCCAGAUACGCAAAGAUGUCUACCAUGAUUUACACCUACUUGAAUUCGAUCCCCCGUUGGCUGUUGCUCCUAGUGACCGCGACGACUGCAUCUGCUCUCAUCCAAUUCUUACAUGCUAAUGACGCCGAAGAAGCGAAAGCACGAAAGAAAAUCAUUUCCACUGUUACUGAUGCGAAGGAAAAAGACCGGGAAAAACAAGAGGAGGAUCCCCAAAAUUUGAAAGGGAAGACUAGUGUGAAGACCAACAACCCCCUGACGAAGAGGAAGAGGAGGGAGUAAUGAUCCAUGCCGAUUCCCUUCUGCACGCCGGUCCGGCGCUACUGGGAUAUUGUUUUGUAUUUAGUGUACACAUUUGUGAGUGUGCUUUACUUAGAUUGAUUGUGUGUAUUGCUAUGUGCUAUGACACAUUUUUGGGUAUUUCCUUUCUCGGUAUCUCAGCAUUUUCUCGAGGGCUUAUUU